This is a messenger RNA of Amyelois transitella, 11201 nucleotides long. RefSeq lists its product as uncharacterized. The record is from RefSeq and is a predicted model, not a curated record. Lineage: Eukaryota; Metazoa; Arthropoda; Insecta; Lepidoptera; Pyralidae. The transcript has 43 exons. Gene Ontology annotation, cellular component: cytoplasm; nucleus. The coding region runs from base 122 to 9316 and encodes 3064 amino acids.
UAUAAAAAAUUGAUUUCGUUUUCGUUUCUUUCUGCGACGGAAAAUUAUAAAUUCUAUUGUGGAAUCGUAUGAAAUAUGCAUAAAAUAUUAACAUUAACUACCGGUUGAUAAGAAGAUAGCCAUGAGUAUACUAGAGAAGGCAGAGAAAGCGUUGGAGUACCUAAAACACAAUGAAGGAUCUACUAAGAGUCAUGAGUUGCAGACGGCUGCAGGGACACUUGGUAGAUGUUUGGGAACGCUAGGGAGCCGCUCAACUUAUGCUAGGCAUUAUGCUAAUUUAUUACAUAGUGCGCUGCCAACUUUACUAUCCUUGGCUAGCAAUGAUAGUGCUGAGGUCCGUCUUGUUGGCGAUGAGGCCCUGAAUCGGGCUGUGGUGGGAGGAUUUGCGUUCCAUUCUCACAAAACCAACAUCAUUUUGCAGAAUUUGAUUGAUUCUUCUAGAAAUGCAAGAUGGAUCCGAGCAGCUCUCUCCCGUAUCUGCCUGGGCGACUGCUGGCUUCGCCCCGGCACUGGGAAGAUCCGGUCACAAGCCCAGACUCUAUUCCCGAAGCUGAGUCAGAUUGUGCAGCAGACAGACGAAAUACAACUCAUUGUGGAGGCAUUAGAGACCAAUUUGCCGAGGAUAUUGACGGCCUUGGCUGAGUAUACCACGGAUGAAGAGAUUUCUGAACUGUCCAAAGCGUUGCUGGCGCACGCGGAGUCGCCGUCGCCGGGCGUGCGGCGCGGUGUGUCGUGUUGCGUGGCGCACCUUUGUUCACAUCGGGAACCGUUGCUCACUAAUGUACUGGGGAUGGUUUUUGAGAAACUGUGGCCGGUCACAACAGACAGUGGUACGGUUAUGGGCUGGUUUUGCGUACUCAAAGCCGUGUUUCAAAUUAACGACGUAUGGAAGUUCCAUGACAACGAACUGUUCUGCGUUCAGGAUUAUUUGGAGCUAUACCAACUGUGCCUUCACUACAUAGAAAACACAAAAGAUCAUAACAUACAGAACGCUGUGUUGGAAUGUCUGUCCGUACUACUGGGGCAGGCCACUGGGGGGUAUCGGAAGGCUCUGCUGGACAAACACGCCCAGCUCGAGAGCUUGGGGGAUAGACAGAGCCGCAUGGGGCACAGGAGGAACAUAAGUUCUACAAGCGUGAUAUCAGCACGUUACGUGCCAAGUCCGGCUUCGUACAAUCGCGAAGGACCAGAGCUUUCGUUCAGCGGGGAGCUCCAACUCGGUAGCUUGUUGCAACUUCACACGCCUAGUUUGAGUGUAGAGGAUUUGAGUAUUCAGACUCCUGACUCGCACGAGAGCGAUACAGACACACAUUUACCCCCUGAUGAGUUGUCCAAAGAUCUGUCAGAGAAGUUGGAGGAGUUUGAAGAGAUGUACGAGAAGGAAUGCGAGCAUGAUCUGGUGGAUUGUCCUCAGGAUAUCGGCUUUAAGGUAAACAUUGGCGCUUUGUCAGACGAAGAUGUACCUUUAAAAUACUGCUCAAGAUUAAUUGCAUCCAAAUUUCUGCUGACUGGCAACAAAGGCGAGAUUAUCCAUGACAGAUCUGUGAGAGUGUCAGUGAAAGCGUCCGCCCUAAACUGCCUCUCGGAAAUACUACAGUUGUACCCGCAAGCCGCCACAAUGUAUUUGGACAAAGAUGCAGAUUUCAAGAACCAUAACAAUUCUGGAUCGUCAGAAGGCAUGGAGAUGCAUCAGGAUAACAUAAACGAGUUCAUAUUAGAGAGAAAUGUGUGCUAUCAAGACUCUUUGAGCGACUCAAUGAGUCAAGAUUUCCUGAACCGCAGCGUGGACAGCCAACAGACUUCCAACUCCCAAAUCGUAUCAAAAAAGGACAGUAAAUCUCUAGAAAAAUCUAUAGAGAGCGCGGAAAAAUCCUCCAAGGAUAUACCGAGCGCGAUUCUAGACAGUAAAUACGCGAAUCUCAACCUUAAUACCAGCGCGAUAAGUGCGGAUUCUAACCAAAUUAUGAGUACAAGUAAUUUGACAACCAACUCUAACAUGACUGGCAGUACUUUUUAUCCGAUGUCAAGUAGCGGAGAUGUCCUAUCGUCUAGCGCGGAUUUGGACAUGAAAUUCGAUCAUUUCGGCGAUUCUCCUGUCGAAGUGGAGAAGAGAGAUGAAAAGAAGAUUGUAGUAAGAACUUGUGAUGUUAAAGAGAGUUUUAGAAUUGAUGAAGUUGAGAAAGAGUUUGUCUUUCAGCAUAUGUCUGAUGUUUUCUCUUUGUUGGGAGAGCAUAGUGAUCCUCAGAUCAGGGGGUUGGUGAGGGUGUGUAUAGGGGGUUAUUUAGGGGCGGCUUUGAAGUUGUGCCACGGGGAUUAUGAUCGGUGGAGGAAGUAUGCAGUGCUGCCUCAUGACGUCAGCGAGGAAUUAUGCGUGGAGAAGUUGAUGGAUAUUUUGUUGAAGGGCCUCUCGGACGAAAUCCACUCGACAGUAAAUCACACGCUAUCGUCUAUAACUAAUUUAGCCUACCCCUUAGCUCACAGUACCCACUGGACUUUACUUAUAGACGCUUUGAACUGUUUAGUAGCGGUGGAACAUAAUAGCUAUUGGUUGUGUCGAGUCAGUUUGUGCAGGCUGUAUGAGAAACUGCCGUAUCAGAGAUUAUUCACACUAUACUCUGGUUACAAUAAUAAAAGCAAACUCAUUAUGGAUACACUGGUUCGUUUGCUGAACGAUCAAGAUCAAAAAGUGAGGAAAGCCGCGUCACAAACUAUUACCAACAUAAUACCAAACAUUUAUCCAUCCAAACGUUCCACACCUAUAACAAUGGUCGCCGACAUCGCCAAAGAGCAUACUAAACAUUUGAAUUUCGAUCGCGGCAAUUUAUCCCUCUUUUUGGUUCGAGACAUGUACUUUGUGAGCGAAUUGCCGGACCAAUUGCGUUGCGGGGAUUCGACGGAGCAUAUUGAUUCGCUGAGAAGUGUUGUAGCUGAUUUGAGGGCUAAUAUUACGAUCGAUUGUAAACAGAAUUCGCAAGGUUUACUCGAGACUCUGCAAGCUAUAUGCCGCAAAUGGUCGCCAUGGAAACAUGUAGAAGCUUACAGCUCGCAAGGGAUAUUGAGCUAUUGUUUAGAUAGCUUGCAUUAUUGCAACGCUACAGUCGCGAACAGAAGUGUCUUGUUGGACAUUUGUGCUCGAUUGUACCCAGUUGAAAUACACGAAAUAAUGCGACACAAGAAUACAAAUAAAGACAUUUUCGAGCGAGACUCUCAAAAUGUCAGAGAGAAAUGGCAACACUUAGAAAACGUGAGGGUUGCCAGUUUAGCGGAGAAAUUCUUGCAAGUAACGUUGAAAAUGCUUAAUGUGCUCGUUCAUUUGAUAGAGGAAGUUAAUCCUAAUGUGCAUUUAAAUAAGGGCGGGAUUGCCUUGCCUGGCAGUCCGGUUAGGAGGAAGACUCAAGAUUCAAUACCAAGAAGGUCAAGUAACGCGUCUGAAGAUGACAAAGGGUCGCUCAGAAAAAAACCGCAUUCCCCCGCAAAUAGUCUCAAAGCUAACUUCGCCGGCCACUUCUACACGGACCCGUUUUAUAUGAAGUUCUAUGAGACUUUGAGAGCUACGUAUUCUAAUCAUAAGAUAACGCUAGACCCAAAAAGCAGUAUUUUCCACGAGUUUCUCUCAACUGUUCUCAACUGCUUGGCUAUACAACUAGAACUCUCAACUGAGAGAGAGUUUGGACCGGUCACAGAAGAAAUCUUAUACUACCUCAAAGUCAUAAUGCCUUUAAAACCAGACGCCACAGUUUACUGUGUAACUCAACUGCUAAAAUGUCUAUUCGGAACGAAUAUGAUUAACCAGUAUUCGGAUUACAUGAGUAUAGUCGAUAAAACAGCACCAAAAGUUAAAACCAGUUUCUACAACGACGUUAUGUUGGUAAAUAAGUUAAAUACCAUAGACAAAGAGUCCAGAAGGAGUAGCGUGAGUUCGAAUGCCAGUCAGAAAUUGUCUUUGGAUACGAAAAAUCCGAGAAUGAUGGAAGAGAAGCAGUUGUUGAUCGCGAUGGAGAAUUUUGCGAAGAAUAAGAGUGAUAGGAAGUGGAGUACUAAUAAGAAGGAGUUGGAGAGGUAUAUAAGGCUGUUUGAACCGGUUGUUAUACAGGCUUUGAAGAGUUACACAAUGCAGAACGACAUCCCGCUACAAUGCAAAGUGCUCUGUCUUCUCAACCAGCUGUUAACACUAAGAGUGAACUACUGCAUGCUGGACAGCGACCAGGUGUUCAUCGGGUUUCUGAUGAGGCAGCUGGAGUGGGUGGAGCAGCAUGAGAUACCAAACUGCUGUGAUCUAGUCUACAACAUAUUGCUGUUUUUGGUACAACUAUCCUCUUCAAAACAUCACACGAAACAAAUUAUUGAGAUACCGAAGCUUAUCCAACUAUGCGAUGGACUGAUGGCUUCUGGGGCCCAUUUGGAGUGUAUAGCUGGAUUGGAACCUGUGGCGGUGAAGGUGUUCAGCAAUAUGGGAGCUACAAGUGUACUGGGCAGGGCGCAACAACAAGAGGCCCAAGCUACUAGAGAGGUGCUGUUUUAUAUGUUACAGAAAACUAUGCACCAACAUAAGGUCUUAGAACUGGUCUCGUGCGUUCUAUCCCUGUCUCAAGAGCAUCCGGAGAGUUACUAUCGCUGGUCAGAACUCGCUUGCGAUACUCUUCUAAAUCUUCUAUCUCAGAGGACCAUAGAGAUAGACUCUGUUGAAGCUAUAGCCUCAUUGGAGAAGCUUCUAGAUUCUGUGUACAAGGACGUAUUGCUGGAACAGAGUAGAGCGGAGACUUUGAUGAAGAUAUUGUUUAAGGCCCCACCGGAUCAGGCGACAACACCAUACAAACUAAAACUCCGCUACCUUUCAAUCAUAAUGGUCUUACUCCGCAAAGUUCUCAUCCUGAUACCGGAGAGCGAAAUCCUACUGACCGUAAACAACCUAAAAGCGACCAGUCUAUCACCACAGAGUAUUUUCUUCAACGCAAAACCAGAUAUAGACCCUUUGAACGUACAAAAUGUCAAUGAAAACUGCGCGAAUUUAUCCCCAGAUGUCAUAUUAGUCAGAUUACUGUUUAAAACUUUGACGUACGCCAUUUUGGAAGUGGAUGGGUGUAGGGAACCAAAUUGCUCUAAUUUUGACCUAGAAAGUAGCGUGAAGGGUCAAAGUCAUAGGUUAUUGUAUUCGGUAUGCGUUAAUAUUGUGGUGCAAGUGAAACAUAUGCUGCAUUUAACACCUGGCUGCCUCUUCCCUCUCACAGCAAAAACAGCACAAACCAUCUUACAUAACGAGCAAAGCGGUUUGAACACAGGAUUAUACAGUCCAGAUGAGAAUAUACCUCUAGACAGACUAAAUGUACUAUGUCUAAGUUCUUUGUCGCUGACUAUACAUUGGUCUCAUUUAUUAAUCAGAUUGAACUUCUUAACCCACAAGUACUGGCAGAAACUGGUGGGUUUCGCGAGAAACCUGCCUCUAAGAGAUGAUAGCAUCGAUAAACAGCUGUUGAAGGUUGAUGUACUGCAAAUAGCUUGCGUUAUGGCCUACUGCGAGUAUUUUGUAGAGAACGGCCUGUCAGAAGUGGUCCAUCUAACUUGGCUGUUAGUCAAUCGUAUUCAUAUACUAAUAAGCCAAUACAGGGAGGACAUGGUGCAGAGUUUGUUGUGUAAAGUCCAACAGACGGACAGUGCCUCGGGAUUGCUAUUGCAAGCCGUUGCGGCCAGGUGUCAGAACUAUUUGAAGGACGAAUUCGCAUUGAACGCGUACAAGAUAUUGAGUCUAUGUCACGAGAGCGAAUGCGGCGCUUUGAUAUUUUUCAUAUGCAGAAUGAUCGGCAAGAUGGAACCGUCGCUUUCCGCUAGGUUUGCCAAACUAGCAGUGGAGAGAUGUUGGCUCCUCAAAGAGAUGCCUGAAGACAAGAUAAACGAACAACUGACGAAGGAAGAUGUUCAGAUUGCUUUGGAGAUGCUGCAAAGGGAUCAAGUGUAUAAUCGGUACCCAUCAUUAGUGAUGGAGUUGAACUCGCUUGCGUCAUCUGUGUUCGCGCUAUCGCCACUGGACCUGUCACAAGAUCGAGCAAUCAACCCUCAGUAUGUCAACACUACUAACGUUGAUAGCAACUGGCUGCUGAAUCAGGCUAAGAACAGAUGUUGUCUAACUGACUCUUCGUCCACUAAAGCCUCAAGUCACUACGAAUUAGCACUUCUAUUAUCAAAUUUAACAAGAGAAGAUCUGACUACGGUCUUAUCAUGUCAAGAGUUUGACAGGAGAAUAUUAUCGUCAUGUUUCAAAGUGGCCGGCGACGACUACAUCAGGGAGUUUCUCACCGUUUUCUCGGCUUACGAAGCGAGGGAGAUAGAAAGAGAUAGACUCAGAGAGGAGAUGGAGUUGAAACAGAAAGAGAUGACGGCGUCCGUCGACAGCAAUAAAUUGAACGUAGUUAACACGCUGCAUGUGUUUAAAAAGAAUGAUAACAAAGAAUCUAAAUCACAAUUCUUCAUUCCAAUAAGUGAGAAUGAAAUUAAGGAGAAAUUUGGCAAUCUUGAACUGUCCGAAGAUCCAUUGGAACUAGUACUACCAGAUCUGUCACAGAUAUACCAAGUAUCGGUAACAUCAUUCGAGAAAACUCUAUCCGAUAUCAUAAAACUGUUCCCCAAACAGAAUCGACCUUUGAGCCAAUCAGAGAACUUCAAUUUGAAUAUAGAACAGUCCAUAGACAGAUAUACAAGGAGGUGUCAUCAAGUAUUUCAAGAAAAAUUGUUCUAUCAAGAAUUUAUAACUAUACAAACUAUCCUAACUGGAUAUCUCGAUUGUAUCAAUCGAAUUACAACAGUGAUCGACGAAUCAGAUUGCGAUUUACUCGAGAAAAUAAUCGAGAAUCUAUUACCAAGUUGUUUAUCGAGGAACAUAGCGAUAUUUUCCGUCAUGUCGUUGCAAUAUUUGUCUUUUUUGAUCAAAAAUAGGAAAAUAGUUGAAAGUCCUGUUCACGGGGAUGUUUCUUUCAGAGCUAAUACGCCAGUUAGUGACAAUUUGGUUAUUGAUAAUGUGAUUUUGUUAACAAUUGAAAAUGUCGCGAACGCAUUGAGUUUUAAAGAGAUUUGGUUGGAGUUGAAUUUGGAAAGUAAUAGUAACAGAACGCAGUCGGCCGUGAGCUGUUUGUACGCGGUUGUGAAAUACUUAGUGAAGGACACCAAACCCCUAGUCCUGAAUCAUCACAUGAAUCACCAGGACGGCCCCAAGCCAGACAUGGUGAUAAUAGGGGACAAGUUGAUAACAUUGAUUGAUUAUUGGGAGCGGAAUUUCUAUGUUACAAACGAAGGAGUGCUAGGAAAAUGUUACAGGAAGCCCAUUGAGAGUUUGAUUGUCAGUUUGUCCAGGUUAGACAUAGUAAGCAACAUAGCGCUGAUCCCGCCCAUAGCGUGGCCUUCAGUGGAAGUCUCACCGAAAAAGGACCAGCCGCUCAAGAUUGAUCUACCAUUACAAGCGUUGCUCGAUAUGGACGUAUUAGAAGCGUUUCUAUUUAGGGUAAACCUAAUAGGUUGGUCGUCGAAGAAGCAAUUCGAAGAAAUGUGGGUAAGUCUGCUCGGGGCCCUACAAGGCAACGGGCCGCAUUGGGCCAUACGAGGCAUCACGCAGGUUUUGAUCAGCACUGGGGCUUCGAGGCGAGGCAUGAGACAUGUUCCGAGACGAAUACUGAAUGUCACUGAUGGAAUGGCGCGUCUGCGCAACCUACUAGUGGGCACGUCGUACAUUAAACUAUUCGAUGACGUCAAUCUGGAGAGGAUACCGUUGGAAACAGACGGGUUCGAUGGCUACCACUAUCCUCAGUUCAACACUGAUUACCUCAAAUUGGCAGCAGAUAUAAUUGACGACGCCCCAUUCAGAGUGAGACAGGAACACAAACGCACGAAAAAAAUGGACGUCGAUGUGAACAGCUGUUUGCAAAUACUGAUGGAUGUCACUUCGCAGAUGCUGGAGCCGAAGGCGCCGAGCGGGCUGGCGGCGCGGCUGGCGCUGGUGGCGGGCGUGCCGCACUGCGGCGGCGCGCGCGCGGCGCAGGCGCUGGCGGCGGCGGGCUGCGCGCCGCUCGCGCGCUACGGCGCGGGCGCGCGCGCGCUGCUGCUGGCCGCGGCGCACUGCCUGGCCGUCGUGCGCGGGCUCGACGGGCUGCAGGAGCUAUCAUCGGUCCACCAAAAACUGUUACGGUCUUUGUCGUCAUCGUACGCACCGCUACGUCACGCCGCACUGCACGGCUGCCUGCUGCAACUGUCUGCCGCUUGUCGCAACGACACGGGCCAGGAGAUGGUCACCCAUCUCACCGCCGCCGUGGAGAAGUACUUGACGCCAGAUUGCAAGAUAUCCCUAUACGAACAAAGUCUGUACUGGACUGUUUUAUUCACAUUGAUAGAAUUAGGUCACCCAGAGUUUAUAAAUAAGGCAGUCGACUUUCUACUGUCAAAGCCUAAACAUUACUGCGCGGAUUUGGUCGCUAAGGGUAUAACAAUGACGAUACGUCAGCAAGUGUUACCAAAAGAAUUGAAGAAUUCAAUAAUGGAGAAGUUAUUGGAGAAUAUGAAGAAGUAUUCAGAGAGGCAUGCGGUACAAAUAUUGAUGGUACAUCUGUUUUCAGCCGACAACAAACUCCUAAGCCCAAAACUCACCACGGACGUAUCAAACAUGGAUCCCGACGUGUUGAUGAGUUCUAUGGAGCGUCUGACUCUCUUAUACAAAGCUCUCAGACAGACAAGAGAAGGGGAGAGUAAGAGAAUACUGGCGGCCGCUAUGAAAUACUUCUUGAAGGAAACUCUGCCGCCCGCUGCCACGUUGAGCAGAGUCGUGAUAGAGUUUGUGGAGAGUUGCAAGAUGGCGGAGAGAGUGAAAUAUGGGGUGGGGGGAGAGAGAGAGAGAGUGGGGGAGGGGGCGGUCCUCAACGCGGAGAUUGUGCAUCAGGUCUUCGAAACAGCGGUAUCCCAAGACCAACUGCCAGUAUUGAGCGGUUGGAUAUUCGAAGCUUUAUGCCAUCUUCUCAGUGGAAAAAUAUCCUCCCACCUUCUACCUUACUGCGUCUUAACCUUACUAGUUUCAGCCAGUUCGAACCAGUUCAUACGAAAGAUAUCGCCUUUGUGCACCGCCAUUUUGAGAAACGGCCUGAGAAACGCCGAGAAAGACGUGUCUUGGGGAGUUUUUAGUAAUUACUCGAGCGUUUCACAUGGAAUGUCGUUUGCGGAUAGGAGGUUGUUGUGUGUGGUGGCUAAGCAUUCCGGUUUUAGCAGAUCUCAGUUGGAUAGGUUGGUUGAGUUGUGUGAGAGUGGUGAGUGUUUGGAUGAGUUGUUGAUGUGUUUGAGUUCUUAGUGUGAAUUGCACCAUGGCUUUGGUUCAGAGAUUUCGGAAUAAUAUUGACUACUUCGGUAUGUCCGCGGCUCCGUCCGCGUGAAACUAAAAAAAUAGCUUAUUUACGUCACCUCAGGAGUUUUCGUUAAUCUUUUUUGACAAACUAUACCUUUUUUCUCACAGUUAUUGUUGACUUCAAAAAUCAUCUACUCUAUCGAUACUAUCGAUAGUCUUAUCGAUAAUAUUGUUUAACUCAACUAUCGAUAGAUCGACAACACUAUUUGGCAGCUUUUUAUAGUUUGAGCAUAAUGUAAUAUGUUGCAAUCCUCACUUGAUGGUACAAAUUUGUAGACUUAUUAGUAAGUAGUGAUAUGUGGAGCAAUUUAUUUAUAUAAUUCUUGGCUUCGCCGGUAGGAUAAAGAAUGUAUGAACGAUAAAGCAAGUGCUUUAAAUAAAAGUUACUAUACUUUUUAACUCUGUAGGUGCAACUGCGAAAUAUGUCUUCUACGUGCAUUUAAUCACGUCUUUAUCCGGGGUAGACCUCAUGGGUAGACAGAGCCUUAAGUCUCAAAAAAGACUGAAAGGCUUAUACUACGUGCAUCAAUUAUUAAGUUGAGGUGGUAACAAUUUUUUGGUUUAAAAGUGAUACUUUUUACGAAUGACUGGAAAAAGGCGCGCCCCAGACUCUAACUUAGGUCUAGAGAAUCUAACAGUUUCAUUUAUCAUGAUGGGUAGGUAUGAGUUGCAUUCGAAUAUCUAUAAAGUGAUUGUUUCUUUGUGCUAUGAAUGAAUUAACUAAAUGUUGCUUGAAAUGUAGUUAAUGAGGAAAUAAUAAAACACGCUUAAUUAAGGCACGAAUACACGUUUGCAUCAGACCGGAGAUAUCAAUUUGUAUGACUAGAUUUUUCUAUAGGCAGUAAUAAAAGUUAUCUGAAAUAUAAAUUGUAAUACUGCCAAAAACAAAUGUACUGUAACCUAGUAGCAAAAAAUUCGCCAUUGACACUACUUUUGUUUUUAUCCAUAUAAACACCCCCAAAACACAUUACAACAAAUUUACAUAAAGUUGACCUUAUUAGUAAAAGCGAGUUAACGCCGUUUUUAUCGUGCGAAGAACUAUCGCUAUGCCGCUCCACGUCGUAAUAAAAAGCGAAACAGCUUUAGUUUUUUUCGUGAUGAAAAAAAAUGGCGUCGCGCGUACCUUUUGCAGGAGCUGGCAACCUUUAAAAUAAUAGUAAUUAAAUCUGCCUAUUUGAGAAUCUAUCUUUAAAACGUAUAAUUUGUUGUACAUAGAAUUCAAUUUAUUAAAACUGGGUGCUGAGUUGGUUGAUAUGGGAUUUGAUUAAAAUAAUUAAUAGAAUUGAAAUGAAUCAAGUAAAACGAAUUCAAAUAUGUGGUACAGUCUUGAAUAAUGUAAACAUUGAAUACUCAAAUAUAAAGCUAGAGUAGUAAGUAAGUAAGUACUGCUAAACAGGACAUCGCUAUCAUAAUACUAAUGAAAUCAUAACCAAAUUCUAUCUAAACUGAGCGGUACAAGACGGCGACAUAUCCCUAGAACUUCAGUUACAAUAUGGAAUUUCUGUUAUAAUUUUUGAAUUUCAACGAGCUAGAAAGUCGGUGAUUGAGUCUUUCUUCCUCUUUAUCGCUUACGGGGUAAACAGAACCUGUCUGAAACUGAGACUGAAAGGUGAAGGUACCAAUUUAAAUAGUUUUAAAUUAUUUUGCUAUUUUAUGUGGUACUAUAUUUGAGUAUUCAGUUAAGAAUAUGAUUAAUCUAAAAUCUACGCACUUAAUAUGAAAAUGGUAUUUUAAUUAUAAGAAUGUUGUAUAAUUGUAUAUUUUAUGAAACGCAUUGAAGUUAUAUUUUAAAGCUACGCUUCUGCGAAGAAAUAUAGUCAUUAAUAUAAUA